UGUUCGGGGUUUACCAUCCCAAGAAACCCACAAAGAUUAGAGUCGUGUUUGACUCAAGCGCCCCCUAUGAAGGGGUCUCUCUCAACGACGUGCUACUCACAGGCCCUGACCUUAACAACAGUCUCGUCGGAGUGCUCAUGAGGUUCAGAAAAGAACAAGUAGCCGUAACCGCUGACAUUGAACACAUGUUUCACUGUUUUGUUGUUAAAGAGAGCCACAGAAACUUUCUCCGCUUUUUGUGGUACAAAGAUAACGACAUGUCCUGCGAAAUAAUUGAGUACCGCAUGCGUGUGCACAUCUUCGGGAACAGUCCCUCCCCCUCUGUUGCCAUAUACGGCCUCAAGAAAGCGGCAACGACCGGUGAAGCAGAGUUCGGGACCGAUGCACGCAGGUUCAUAGAGCGAGAUUUCUAUGUCGACGAUGCUCUCAAGUCAUUCCCCACUGAGCAAGAAGCAGUUCAUGUUCUAAGACAAGCACAACAGGCUCUCGCUUGUUCAAAUCUCAGGCUACAUAAAGUCACCUCAAACCGCCAAGCUGUUCUGGAAGCCUUUCCGCCAGAAGACAGAGCUAAAGAUGUUGAAAACUUGGAUCUGUGUGCACCAGAUCUCCCUGUCCAGCGGAGUUUGGGACUGUUGUGGAAUGUUGGCCUUGACACUUUCACAUUCAAAGUCGACAAAGAUCAAAAGCCUUUCAGUCGUAGAGGCGUCCUCUCUACGGUCAAUAGCCUGUACGACCCUCUCGGGUUCCUCGCCCCCAUCACAAUCCAAG
Austrofundulus limnaeus is the source of this 768-nucleotide messenger RNA. RefSeq lists its product as uncharacterized. NCBI's taxonomy places the organism in Eukaryota, Metazoa, Chordata, Actinopteri, Cyprinodontiformes, Rivulidae. The record is from RefSeq and is a predicted model, not a curated record.